This is a messenger RNA of Penicillium argentinense, 3954 nucleotides long. It is a transcript of the gene mdr1, whose product is annotated as ABC multidrug transporter Mdr1. Gene Ontology annotation, biological process: transmembrane transport. The coding region runs from base 1 to 3954 and encodes 1317 amino acids. Gene Ontology annotation, molecular function: ATP binding; ATP hydrolysis activity; ABC-type transporter activity. Lineage: Eukaryota; Fungi; Ascomycota; Eurotiomycetes; Eurotiales; Aspergillaceae. The record is from RefSeq and is a predicted model, not a curated record. The transcript is spliced from 3 exons. Gene Ontology annotation, cellular component: membrane.
AUGCAACAACCCGAAGAAGGCGCCGCCGCCGUCGAAAAGGUGCCAGACGAAGUCGCGACAGACCCUGCCACAGAGAAACACGACGACACCAACUCAAGCAAUUUUUCGAAACCUCAAAAUGCUGCCAAAGCCCUCGACAUCAGCGACGACGCGCUCUUCGCCCACCUCCCCGACCACGAAAAGACAAUCCUAAAACUCCAGCUCGAUGCACCCGCCGCCAAAAUCUCCUUCUUCGGCCUCUACCGCUAUGCCUCGCGAAUGGAUAUGCUCAUCCUGUUCGUCAGCGCUAUCUGCGCCAUUGCGGCCGGUGCCGCCUUGCCUCUCUUUACGAUUCUCUUUGGGUCCCUCACGACGGCCUUUAAGAAUAUUUCACAGGGCAUGAUGGAUUAUGACAGCUUCUACCAUGAGCUCUGCAAGAAUGUGCUGUAUUUUGUGUACCUGGGUAUCGCGGAGUUUGUGACUGUCUACGUCAGUACCAUCGGCUUCAUUUAUACCGGUGAACACGUUACGCAGAAAAUCCGCGAGCAUUACCUUGAGGCUAUCCUGCGACAGAAUAUUGCGUAUUUUGAUAAAUUGGGCGCUGGUGAGGUUACGACGCGCAUCACGGCUGAUACCAAUCUUAUUCAGGAUGGGAUUUCCGAGAAGGUGGGAUUGACCCUCACGGCUAUCGCUACAUUUGUCACGGCUUUUAUUGUCGCAUAUGUCAAGUAUGCGCGGCUGGCUGGUAUUUGUACCUCGACCAUUGUUGCGCUUGUCCUGGUCAUGGGCGGUGGAUCUAGGUUCAUUAUCAAGUAUAGCAAACUCUCGCUCGAGAGUUAUGGUGCUGGUGGGACUGUCGCCGAAGAGGUGAUCAGUUCCAUCCGCAAUGCGACGGCAUUCGGGACGCAGGAUAAACUGGCCAAGCAGUAUGAAACGCACCUCAAGCUGGCUGAGCGCUGGGGAAUGCGUCUGCAGAUGGCGCUGGGUGUGAUGGUCGGUGCGAUGUUCGGCGUCAUGUUCCUCAACUAUGGUCUGGGAUUCUGGAUGGGAUCCCGGUAUCUUGUGGCCGGCGAUGUCAAUGUCGGCCAGGUCCUGACUAUUCUCAUGGCUAUCUUGAUUGGAUCGUUCAGUCUGGGUAAUGUCAGCCCGAACGGUCAGGCAUUUACGAAUGCCGUUGCGGCCGCUGCGAAGAUUUUUGGGACGAUUGAUCGCGUUUCGCCGGUUGAUCCUACCGUCGACGACGGAAAGACUCUCGACCAUGUCGAUGGUGACAUUGAAUUCCGCAAUGUCAAGCAUAUCUACCCCUCCCGUCCUGAGGUAACGGUUAUGCAGGAUGUCUCGUUGAAGAUCCCCGCUGGCAAGACAACUGCCCUUGUUGGACCUUCUGGGUCUGGUAAGAGUACUGUUGUCGGACUGGUUGAGCGGUUUUAUCUGCCUGUCGGCGGUAAUGUCUACCUGGAUGGCCACGAUAUCCAAGAUCUCAACCUGCGCUGGCUGCGGCAGCAGAUUUCGCUUGUGAGUCAAGAGCCUGUGCUUUUCGGUACGACCAUCUACGAGAAUAUCCGACACGGUCUGAUCGGAACCCGAUUCGAGAGCGAAUCGACCGAAAAGAUUCGUCAAUUGAUCGAGGACGCGGCCAAGAUGGCGAAUGCGCACGACUUCAUCAUGGCGUUGCCAGAGGCGUACGAGACGAAUGUUGGUCAGCGCGGCUUCUUGCUCUCUGGUGGCCAGAAGCAGCGUAUUGCCAUUGCGCGUGCGGUUGUGUCAGACCCCAAAAUCUUGCUUCUGGACGAGGCGACUUCAGCUUUGGACACCAAGUCUGAGGGCGUUGUGCAGGCUGCUCUGGACCGUGCUGCUGAAGGUCGGACUACCAUUGUCAUUGCGCAUCGUUUGUCGACUAUCAAGACGGCACAUAACAUCGUUGUCUUUGUUAAUGGUCAGAUUGUGGAACAGGGGACUCACGAUAACCUGCUCGAACGCGAUGGUCCCUACUCCAAGCUCGUCGAGGCGCAGCGUAUCAAUGAGGAGAAGGAGGCUGAUGCGCUGGCUGAUGCAGACGAGGACUCGGACGAGGCGUUCGAGAAAGAGCAGAUUGCCCGCGUCAAGUCGUAUGCCAGUGGCGCGUCCAGCCGCAGGAUCAAAGACGAGGAGGCUCUCGUCGGCGCAGGCGACGACCUGAUCCAACGCGCGGAUACCCGCAAAUCUGUAUCGAGCAUGGUACUCUCCAAGCGCACGACCGAAGGAACCCGCAAAUACUCCCUCUGGACCCUGAUCAAAUUCAUCGCCGGCUUCAAUAAGACCGAGUGGAAGUGGCUUGUGCUAGGUCUAAUCUUCUCCAUCCUCGGCGGCGGCGGCCAACCCACCCAAGCCUUCCUCUACGCCAAAGCCAUCACCGCCCUCUCCCGUCCAGAAAGCCAGUACGCCCAGCUUCGCUCCGACGCCAAUUUUUGGUCCCUCAUGUUUUUGGUAGUUGGAAUAGCGCAAUUCAUCACCCUCUCCACCCACGGCAUCGCCUUCGCCUACUGCUCCGAGCGUCUGGUCUGCAAAGCCCGUGCAAAAGCCUUCCGCAUCAUGCUCCGCCAGGACAUCAACUUUUUCGAUAAAGAAGAAAACAGCACCGGUGCCCUGACUUCUUUCCUCUCCACCGAGACAAAACACCUCUCCGGCGUCAGCGGCCAAACCCUCGGCACGAUCCUCAUGACCUCCACCACCCUCAUCGCGGCCAUCGUCAUCUCCCUCUCUUUCGGCUGGAAACUGGCUCUUGUCUGCAUCUCUGUUGUCCCCGUCUUGCUGGGCUGCGGUUUCUACCGCUUCUACAUGCUCGCCGCCUUCCAGCGCCGCUCAAAGGCUGCAUACGAAGGCUCCGCCAGCUACGCCUGUGAAGCUACCUCCGCCAUCCGCACCGUCGCCUCGCUGACCCGCGAACAAGACGUCUGGGACGUGUAUCAUGGGCAAUUGGAAACGCAGGGCCGCGCUAGUUUGAUUUCGGUUUUCAAGUCCUCGCUUCUGUACGCCAUGUCGCAGGCCCUGGUGUUCUUCUGCGUCGCUCUGGGCUUCUGGUACGGCGGUACGUUGCUCGGCAAAGGCGAAUACAACACCUUCCAAUUCUUCGUCUGCUUCAGCGAGAUCCUAUUCGGCGCUCAGUCUGCCGGAACAGUCUUCUCUUUCUCGCCGGAUAUGGGGAAGGCGAAGAACGCGGCUUCGGAAUUCCGAAAGCUUUUCGACCGUCGUCCGACGAUCGAUACCUGGUCUGAGGAUGGAAAGACUCUCGAACAAUGCGACGGCACGAUCGAGUUCCGCGACGUCCACUUUAGAUACCCCACCCGUCCUGAACAGCCUGUUCUGCGCGGUCUGAAUUUGAGUGUUCAGCCGGGUCAGUAUAUUGCGCUUGUUGGGCCUAGUGGGUGCGGCAAGAGUACGACGAUUGCAUUGCUGGAACGCUUCUAUGAUGCCCUGGACGGGGGUCAUCUUGCGCUGGUUAGUCAGGAGCCGACUCUUUAUCAGGGAACCAUUAAGGAUAAUAUCUUGCUCGGCAUUGAGGCGGAUGAUGUUGAGGAAGAGGCGCUUAUUAAGGCUUGCCGCGAUGCGAAUAUUUAUGACUUUAUCAUGUCUCUCCCUGACGGCUUCAACACAAUAGUCGGCAGCAAAGGCGGCAUGCUAUCCGGCGGCCAAAAACAACGCGUCGCAAUCGCCCGCGCCCUCCUCCGCAACCCCAAAAUCCUGCUACUGGACGAAGCGACCUCGGCGCUGGACUCGGAAUCUGAAAAGGUUGUCCAGGCGGCACUUGAUGCGGCGGCACGUGGGAGAACGACUAUUGCCGUCGCUCAUCGGCUGAGUACGAUCCAGAAGGCGGAUAUUAUUUAUGUCUUUGAUCAGGGGCGGAUUGUCGAGAGUGGUACGCAUGCUGAGUUGUUGAGGAAUAAGGGGAGGUAUUUUGAGUUGGUUAAUUUGCAGAGUCUUGGGAAGACGCAUUAG